Messenger RNA from Pyrus x bretschneideri (Chinese white pear), 1061 nucleotides. Its product is annotated as ADP-ribosylation factor 2. Gene Ontology annotation, biological process: intracellular protein transport; vesicle-mediated transport. Bases 175 to 762 code for a protein of 195 amino acids. NCBI's taxonomy places the organism in Eukaryota, Viridiplantae, Streptophyta, Magnoliopsida, Rosales, Rosaceae. The record is from RefSeq and is a predicted model, not a curated record. Gene Ontology annotation, molecular function: GTPase activity; GTP binding. The transcript is spliced from 7 exons. Gene Ontology annotation, cellular component: cytoplasm.
GGCCGACGGCGUGCCCACACCUAGCACCCAAGUUUGAAUCUCUUUACCAUUAAUUAGAGUGUAUUAGAAUCAAUGUUUUAAAGGCGAAGGUGUGAGUGAGGUGUUUCAUGGAUAGCCUUGCCUAGGCAAACGCCUUGAGGAAACAGGCCAACAGAAUAUUGGCCCUGCCCACUUAUGUUGCAUCAAUGUUCCCUUAUGAUGCCAACAAUUCCUGUUGCAGGAGCGGUUUCGCGAAUUGCAAAGAGGUUCUUCCCAAAGAAUGGAGUGAGGAUUCUAAUGGUGGGUCUUGAUGCUUCAGGAAAGACAACCAUCCUCUACAAGCUGAAGCUUGGAGACAUCGUUAACACCAUACCCACCAUCGGUUUCAAUGUGGAGACAAUAGAGUACAAAAAUAUUACCUUCACUAUUUGGGAUGUUGGUGGACAAGACAAGAUACGGCCUUUGUGGAGGCACUACUUUCAGAAUACUCAAGGCAUUGUAUUUGUUGUGGACAGCAUUGACAGGGAAAGAAUCUCAGAAGCCCGCAACGAGCUUCAUCGUAUUUUAAGUGAGAGUGAACUAAGCAAUGCAACACUUCUUGUCUUUGCUAAUAAGCAAGACCUUCCACAUGCUAUGAGUUCUUCUGAGGUUGCUGAUAAACUUGCCCUGCACUUACUCGGGAAUCGUUUCUGGUACAUCCAAAGUACUUCUGCCACCACCGGCCAAGGACUCUAUGAAGGUCUUGAUUGGCUAUCUGAUAAUAUUGUCAAUAACAAGGCAUGAUGCAAGGGGGCUUCUACAAAAUUCAGACCAUUCACAUUCGUACUCGAUACAUUUUAGUGGAAUCAAAUUGGUUAACAAUGGAAAGUGAACACGUCAUUUCUUUGCAAAACCCUGCAUAUUUGGUUUGAAUGGAGCUUCAGUAGAACCUGUCGGUUUGCGAAGUGACGGAAAUUCAAGCCUGUCUUCCUGUCUUGGGGAGGUAUAGAAUCCCAGUUAGCACUACUCACUACUGUAUUGAUGAAGUAACCAGUAUUCAUUAAUACAAUCUCAGAAUAAAUGUUGAUAGGUUAUUUUUGGUC